GUGAUGCGAACUGAGCAGCAAUAAAUAUUGACCAAUGAGCCUCUUAAAUCAGAGAGUUGCUGCCGGUCGGGAAAGUCAUUCCCAUGCGAGAAGGUGGAUGGAGAUAUUCUCUUAUCUAAUCAGACACCGUUGAGGGCUGUGGAGGGGUUACGACUUGACCUGUUGACUAUCGCACCAAUGAUCAAGACACCCUGUGCCGACGAGCGAAUACUUGUAUCUCACGCAUAGCAUAUGAGUACAGCUGGGUCGCCUAGGCAGCUCUUGCGGCAAUGCCGCCCAUGCGGAGGCCAAACCCAUUAUGUCUGAUGUGCACCUCAAUGGAAAUACUCUUGUAGCUGGAGUGCAUGAGAACCAUGUUCGCGGACUGUCGACGAAGGCCAUAUCGACUGAUCUGAACUCAACUCUACCGGCCGAAUUCUACCACUCUCAAGCCAUCUAUCAACUGGAACGACGCGCCAUAUUUUCCACGCGGUGGUUCCUAGUCUCUCACAAAGCUCGAUACCGUGAUGUUGGCGACUUCGUGCAAUAUGAAAUGGCUGGCUUCAACUUCGUCGUGGUCAAGAACAAGGAAGGAAGUAUCAUUGGCUUCCACAAUGUUUGCAGGCAUCGCGCCUUCCCUGUGGUUCAAGAGACGAGCGGCAAGGCCAGAAUCUUUUCGUGUAAAUACCACGGAUGGUCCUACGACUUGACUGGUAAGUUGACCAAGGCUCCGCGCUUCACCCUUGAAUCAGUACCUUCGUUUGACCCAUCGACCAUCCGCCUCUUUCCCAUCCACAUCCAUGUGGACACCAAUGGGUUUGUCUACGUCAACCUCGAUGCAAGCCCGAAGCCGAAAAUCUCGUGGGAAGCCCAGUACGGCCAACUCGACCGUCAAGAACGCCUGGCCAACUCCGGUAUCGACUGGGAUGCAAUCGAAUACGACUUCACAUGGGCCAAGGACGGCGGGUUUAAUUGGAAAGUCAUGCAGGACAAUUACAAUGAGUGCUACCACUGUCUCACUGCACAUCCGGACGUUGCUGAAACGACCGACCUCAACACGUACUACGUCUCCCCUGGUGAUGGAUACAUUGCGCACUUCAACGAGCCUAAGCCUUCCAUUCUUGCCAACUCUGCGUUCGACGAAAAGCGGUUCGCAGGACGCUCGCAAACCCACGUCUUCCCUGGUGGCCACUUCUCACCCAACCCAGGCACGGGCUUCAUGCAUCUGAUGCGCUCGAUACCGACGUCGGCAACAACAACACGACAAGAGUAUGAUGUGUACAGACUCAACACGCCACAUGCAACGCCCGAGGCGCAUGAGCGUAUGACCAACUUCUACAGAAAAGUUGUUGACGAGGACUUUGAGCUCUGUGAAAAAGUCCAGAAGAAUCUUGAGCGGGGUAUCUUCGAGAUGGGGCUCUUGCAUCCAUUUCAUGAAGAAGGUGUGCACGCUUUUCAGGGCAUGGUCCUGAAGGCGCUGAGGGAGCAAAUCCAAGCGGAGGAAAAGGCUGGGACGGAGCUUUGGGCGGCCAAGCCUAAGAACCUGAGUUCGGCGAAGAACGGUAGGCCCGAAGAAGCGGUCGAUGAACAGAAAGGGGGGCGGAACGUGUGCGAGACCAUGCUUGGCUGUCAGACAUUGCGGCUGAGAAGUGUGGACUGGUGAAAGCUCUCUGCGUUCUGGAUAUCUUCGCAUUAAAAAACU
This is a messenger RNA of Exophiala viscosa, 1681 nucleotides long. RefSeq names its product Rieske domain-containing protein. Gene Ontology annotation, molecular function: iron ion binding; 2 iron, 2 sulfur cluster binding. Lineage: Eukaryota; Fungi; Ascomycota; Eurotiomycetes; Chaetothyriales; Herpotrichiellaceae. The coding region runs from base 299 to 1642 and encodes 447 amino acids. The record is from RefSeq and is a predicted model, not a curated record. The transcript is spliced from 3 exons.